AUGUCCAGGAGAAGAAAAUCGUACUUCUCAACUUGUACUUGUCAACUGAACGCCGAUCUGCGCAAGCUAGCUGUCAACAUGGUGCCUUUCCCGCGACUCCACUUUUUCCUGUCCGGCUUCGCGCCCCUGAUAUCCCAAGCCAACAAAGACUUCAAUGGGCUCACAGUGCCCGAGUUGGCCCACCAAAUGUUCGACUCGAGAAACGUUAUGGCCGCGUGCGAUCCUCGCAACGGAAGAUACCUGACGGUGGCAGCGAUUUUCCGGGGGCAAAUAUCUAUGAAGGAGGUGGACGACGAGAUGUUGAACGUCCAGAACAAAAACAGUUCGUAUUUUGUCGACUGGAUCCCAAACAACGUGAAGACCGCCGUGUGCGACAUACCGCCCAAGGGGCUCCAGAUAUCGGGUACCUUCCUCGGGAACAGCACCGUCAUUCACGAGCUCUUCAAACGCGUGUCCGAGCAAUUCGCGGUCAUGUUCAAGCGCAAGGCCUUCCUUCACUGGUUCACCAGCGAGGGUAUGGAAGAGAACGAGUUUACCGACGCGCACGCCGACCUGCUCGAUUUGAUAGCUGAGUAUCAGCAAUACGAGACAAGCAGCGGCUCCGAGGCCAACGAUUAUAAUGUGGCUAACAUCGGCGACAUGAGUGCCAUCGAGGAGGAGACGGACGAGGAGGUGAUUGUACAGGAUUGA
Molecule: messenger RNA, 690 nt
Organism: Copidosoma floridanum
Lineage: Eukaryota; Metazoa; Arthropoda; Insecta; Hymenoptera; Encyrtidae
Product: tubulin beta chain-like
Biological process (GO): microtubule-based process
Cellular component (GO): microtubule
Molecular function (GO): GTPase activity; GTP binding; structural constituent of cytoskeleton
Source: RefSeq, a predicted model, not a curated record